ACAGACACACUCGUUUUUCUUAUUAAGGGUUUCUCUACUUUACAGCUCAAACUUCCAUCCAUCUUCUACUUUGCUCAACUUCUCAAUACCAGAUCCAAACCACGGUGAUUACCACUUCUAUACUCUUCAUCUUUACUUUUUAUUUCAGCUCAGAUACUUGUAAUCUAUGGGAAUGAAGCCAAAUUAGUCCACUUGUAGUUGUCUUGUGAUUCUGUCCAGCUACAGUCAUGAAUUUGUGAUUUUCUAGUAGUAAACACCAUUAUUGAGUUAUUUGUGGAUUAUAUUGUCUUAACAUGUUGAAGGGCGUGGUUGUAUGUUGUUUUGGUAUUUUUGCUUAUGGUUUUUCUACACCAAUGGGUUACAGGACUCACUGAAACAAGGGUAAUGUAACUAUUGUCUCAAACGCAUCUUUACCAUGUUAUGUGUGUGGGCAGUGUUGGCUUUGGGAAUUGGGAAUCUUCUUUUAUGGAGUCUGGGGGGAAUUCAAACAUAUGGAGUUAAGGCUUGACUAAACUGGAUAGCUAUCUGAACGUUGUACUUAUUGAUGGGCAGAGAGGGAGGGACAAUUCGGGCAAACGACUGCAGGACUUGUGCACUUGAAAGAAGAGAUUAGAAUGGUAUUCUCAUUUUUCAUUCUGGAUAUAAAAUCCCUUAAAUACUUGACACGUCUUACAUACAUACACACAUUAUUCCUAACUAUUCAUUAUUGUUAAUUUAUAUAUUCAUGUUGUAUUUUAGCAUUUAUGCAUAUCGGGGAAUCAUCCAUUACCUUUAGCAUCACUGGUAGAAGGAAAAAUAAAAGAAAAUAACUGAUAAUAAAAGCAGGAUAGAAGUUGCAAGAUUUAUCCACAAAAGAGAACUACUACUGGAAUUAUGAUGUUCUGUAUAUUUGGUAUUUAUUAGUUCAAUUAUGUUGUGUGCUGUAGGGCAAUAAAAUGUUGGUUUAUUACUAUUAAGCUAGCGACUUAUUGAAAGAAAAAAAAUACAGUAACACAAUUGAAGAGUGCCUCAGGAAAGCCUUGCUGCCAAGUCACAAAGAGGCGGCAAGUGUGCAUGCCUCAGCCAUUGGUCCUAUGCACACAUUUGGCAGCUAUGGUCACCGUGUUAGGACCAAGAUUUGCAGUGGCCAUUUGCUUAUUUAUUGUUUUUAUUAGCUUUGGGUGCUCUGAGUAUUUGCUUCUGACUGUUGAUCAGGUUAGAGGAGAUUCUUUGCUUUAUUCUCACUUUCAGCUCUUUGACCUUGUUGUCUGAAAUUUCCAAGGAUUUUGAGCUUAUUGUUUUUUUUAUCCUCGUAGAUUAUUGUUAUGUUUUUUUUUUUCUUAACGACCAGUCAUGGUCUUUUUGGUUUACUCUCAUAAAACAUGAUCUUGCAGCAUAAUUUUUUUUUUGUUUAACUAAGUUACAUUCUAGGAUAAUAUCGAUCACUUGCUUAUGUUGCAGGUGCAUAUCUUAUUGUUAUAAGCCUAGUCCUAAGCUAUGUGCACUUCGCGGGAUUUUCUUAGAAUAUAUUAUAUUUACUUGUUUCAUCAUUUUGCACCUAUUGGGAAGCUGUGGCAUAUUGUAUCUGAAAUGCUUAGAAAGCCUGAUUUUUCACAAAAAAGAAGGGUAUCCUUAAUUGAUUUUUUUCACUCUUAGUAUCCGUUUCAUAAAUCUUAUUUCUCGUGUGGUGAUGUCGUGUUGAUAUGCAUCUUUCUUUCCUUUCAGGUUGCAAAUAAUAAUAGUCAAUGAACUUGGGUCUUCGGCCCAAAGUAGAAAAUCAUCUGCUGCUGCCCAGCUUCUAGAUGGUAUCAUUAAUCAGCAAUUGUGCGUCCAAGGGAGAUUUUUUGACGCCUUCCAUCAGAUGAUAUGUAGGAACUUUAUUAUGCUCAAUCAGCACAGCAAUGGGCAUUCUCCUGAAAAUUUUCCUAGACCCAUUGCCAUUGUACAUUAUAUUGCUAUGCUGUUUGAUGAACAUAUGCCAAGGUCUCACUGCUGAUGGCCAAGCUCUUGUUAACUUCCGGACAAGCAUUAUUAGUUCGGAUGGUGUGCUUGGUCAGUGGAGGCCAGAGGAUCCUGAUCCGUGUGGGUGGAAAGGGGUAACGUGCGAUUCAAAAACCAUGAGAGUUAUAUCUUUGAAUGUUUCUAAUCACAAGUUAAAGGGACCUAUUUCACCAGAUAUUGGAAGGCUAGAUCACUUGAAAUUCUUAGAACUUCAUUACAACAACUUUUAUGGUGCAAUCCCUCCAGAGUUGGGAAAUUGUACAGAGCUGCAAGGAUUAUUUUUGCAGAAUAAUUACUUAAGUGGAUUUAUUCCUACUGGGCUAGGAAAUCUUUCGAAGCUUCAAAUAUUGGAUAUCUCUAGUAACUCUCUUGAUGGAAGUAUUCCCACAUCAGUUGGGCAGUUGAGGAACCUUGUAAACCUCAAUGUCUCAUCCAAUUUUCUGGCAGGGCCAAUCCCAACCGAUGGUGUUCUUAGCCAAUUUGGAAGUAACUCCUUUGUUGGAAACAGCGACUUGUGUGGGAAGCAAAUUAAUAAGUUGUGCAAAGAUGAUGUUGGAAGUCAACAGCCAGCAGGGAACCAAAAUGUGAAAAGGAACUCGGGUCGGCUACUAAUCAGUGCUUCUGCUACUGUGGGUGCAUUGCUGCUGGUUGCACUUAUGUGUUUCUGGGGUUGUUUUCUGUAUAAGAAGUUUGGGAAAAAUGAUGCCCAAGGGAUUGCAAAAGAUGUCAGUGGAGUUCUUAUUGCUUCAGGUGCGUCCAUUGUAAUGUUCCAUGGAGACUUGCCAUACUCGUCCAAAGAUAUAAUCAAGAAGUUGGAAACUUUAAACGAGGAGCACAUAAUUGGUGCCGGAGGUUUUGGAACAGUUUACAAGCUGGCAAUGGAUGAUGGAAAUGUUUUUGCCUUGAAACGAAUAGUGAAACUGAAUGAGGGAUUUGAUCGGUUUUUUGAGAGAGAGCUUGCAAUACUUGGAAGCAUUAAGCACAAAUAUCUAGUGAAUUUGCGAGGAUAUUGCAAUUCCCCAACAUCGAAACUGCUACUCUAUGACUAUUUACCAGGUGGCAGCCUAGAUGAAGCUCUUCAUGAAAAAGCUGAGCAACUAGACUGGGAUGCAUGUCUUAACAUCAUUAUGGGAGCUGCAAAAGGGUUGGCCUAUUUGCAUCAUGACUGUUCCCCUCGAAUUAUACACCGAGACAUAAAAGCAAGCAACAUUUUGCUGGAUGGAAAUCUGGAGGCUCGAGUUUCUGACUUUGGACUUGCAAAAUUGCUUGAGGAUGAGGAAUCCCACAUUACAACCAUUGUUGCUGGAACUUUUGGGUAUCUAGCUCCUGAGUAUAUGCAGAGUGGUAGAGCAACGGAAAAGACGGAUGUUUACAGUUUUGGAGUACUCAUGCUUGAAGUUAUUAGUAGAAAGAGGCCCACCGAUGCUUCUUUCAUAGAGAAAGGCCUUAAUAUUGUUGGCUGGUUGAAUCACUUGAUAACGGAGGAUAGGCAGCAUGAGAUCAUUAAUGGGAACCGUGAGGGUGUCGAGGCAGAAACGCUCAACGCUCUACUCUCACUUGCGACUCAAUGUGUGUCUUUAAGCCCAGAAGAUCGGCCCACAAUGCACAAGGUGGUAAAAACACUUGAAUCCGAGGUUAUGACUCCAUGCCCAAGUGACUUCUAUGACUCUGCAUCCGAUUGAAUACCAUUCUGUGCUUCCAUUUCAUACAUCCACCGCUCGCUAAUUGGAGAUGAAUACAAUCACAUGGACAACGUUCAUUCUGCAAAUUCAUUUCCCCCUUCAUGAUAUCCAUUCUUUGCGCAUGCAGACCGACGGUAAGAACAUUAUCUUAUCGUUGCAGCGUCCGCGAAUGGUAUUUUUCUUCACCUGCUGAUGAUGAUCAUGUUUUUGGCUUGUGAUAUUAAAAGGUUACCCUUUUCUUUUCUCUUGUUAUCAUUGCAAUAACAUUUUAUGUUGUAAUAGCCCCAUGUGUAUAUGCCAACUUUUAAUUGUGAGCGUAUGAAAAGGAUCGUUCUUGGUGAUGGCAUCUUUGUAUAACACGCUUGCUGUUCGUGAUUAAAAUGCAAGUUUUUUGUUGAUUAUGUUGGUAA
Molecule: messenger RNA, 4072 nt
Organism: Cynara cardunculus var. scolymus (artichoke)
Lineage: Eukaryota; Viridiplantae; Streptophyta; Magnoliopsida; Asterales; Asteraceae
Product: LRR receptor-like serine/threonine-protein kinase FEI 1
Exons: 14
Coding region: 1881-3662 (593 amino acids)
Biological process (GO): protein phosphorylation
Molecular function (GO): protein kinase activity; receptor serine/threonine kinase binding; ATP binding
Source: RefSeq, a predicted model, not a curated record